AUGCUCAACUAUAUAAGCGAGCACCGUAAUCUCUUUACGGGUGGGCUGUCCGCUGGCUACACAUCGCAAGACAGAAAUAAGGAGUGGUGCGAGCUGGCUGCACGUUUGAACGCCAGCGGUGGUGCAGUGAAACCCGUCGAGAGGUGGAGAAAGACGUGGACCGACUGGAAAAGCGCCACCAAAGCCAAGGCAGCUCGCAUCUCACAGCACACGCGGGGGACGGGAGGAGGCCCUCCUCCGAAAGAAUCGCUCUCUGAGCUGGAGGAGCGGCUCACCUCUAUGAUAGGGCAAGUGGCGACGACCGGGAUGCAGGAGACUCAGGAGUUCGGGACACGGGCACCGCCGGCCUUGGAGUCCGCAUCAACAGUCAUUUAG
Molecule: messenger RNA, 375 nt
Organism: Ornithodoros turicata
Lineage: Eukaryota; Metazoa; Arthropoda; Arachnida; Ixodida; Argasidae
Product: myb-related transcription factor, partner of profilin-like
Exons: 2
Coding region: 1-375 (124 amino acids)
Source: RefSeq, a predicted model, not a curated record